Messenger RNA from Adineta ricciae, 711 nucleotides. The record is from the annotation of a GenBank genome assembly. NCBI's taxonomy places the organism in Eukaryota, Metazoa, Rotifera, Eurotatoria, Adinetida, Adinetidae.
AUGGAAAAUAAACUUCUUCUUGACUUGAAUGAACAAUUGAAAAGUAUUGAUGUUGAUAGUAAAAGAUUAGAUGCAAUCAUUCAAUUAAAAGCUUGGCAGAAGAAAAUGACGAGUUUGAUUGAACAAAUUUAUUCGAAUCGUAUGAAUGAUAUUGAUAUCAUGGCAGCGAACAUCGAAGAAGAAAUUAAGGAAAAACAAUCUGAACUCGAACGAACACGAAAGAAGAAUACACACACACUUUUGAAGUUACAACAUCAAAUCGAUGAGCUCAAACCGAAUAUUAUUGUCGAACAACAAAUUCCGGAUAAUCUUCAUGAACUUCUCGAACGAACUAUUCGAGUGCAAUGUGACGAUGUCUCAAUAGACGACGAUUUAGUGAUUAUCGAUAUUCAUAAACAUGAAGAAAAAUCUAGCGAAAAAAUCUAUGUUGUUCUUCCACAUUCUACGGCAAACAAACCGGAAAAUCCUGUCUCGAAACUUCUCACAUCCGAACCUGUCCAACAAGCACUAGCCGUUGGUAUCGUCAAAACUUUAACUCAUGUGGGCACUAUAGCUGCAACAAAUACGACGACAGUUGCUGCAACGACAAUGGCCAAAACAGCGCUUUUAACAACGGCUUGUGGCUUGAGCACUAUAGCUUACGGUAUGGCAGCGAUUGCAUUGGGUACAACGAAAAAAGUCUGCUCUUUUGUACUUUCGUCAAAUAGUUAA